This is a messenger RNA of Anneissia japonica, 4637 nucleotides long. RefSeq names its product transcription elongation factor SPT5-like. Bases 203 to 3331 code for a protein of 1042 amino acids. The record is from RefSeq and is a predicted model, not a curated record. Gene Ontology annotation, biological process: regulation of DNA-templated transcription elongation; transcription elongation by RNA polymerase II; regulation of transcription by RNA polymerase II. NCBI's taxonomy places the organism in Eukaryota, Metazoa, Echinodermata, Crinoidea, Comatulida, Comatulidae. The transcript is spliced from 25 exons. Gene Ontology annotation, molecular function: mRNA binding; protein binding. Gene Ontology annotation, cellular component: DSIF complex.
GUGCAACGACUCCCUCACAGCGCGCAUGGAUGGAUCUAUAAAAAAGACCACUUUUGCCUAGGCUGGCCUAGCUUGAACUUGCACGUUUACCACGCGUCCAUUGUGUGGACGUUGUGUUUAUUGUUUUAAAAACUUAGCCGAUUAUUGUGAAAUCACUGGUACUACAGCAGAUUUGAAGUGUCUUUGCUGACAUAGUGUAAUCAUGUCUGACAGUGAAGGUAGCGGGUUUUCAGAUGUCGAUGGUGAUCAAAGCGCCCCAGAAGAUCAACUUGAGGGUGAUUUUGAAAGUGAUGCAGAUGAUGAUUAUGAUUCAGAUGAAGAGGAUGACACUAAGCACAAGAGGCAGAGGACUGGGGCUGCUAAAUUCAUCAUACAUGAAGCAGAUGUUGACAAUGAUGACAGGGGGGAGGACGAGGAGCCAGAGUGGGAGGCUGGGGCCGAGGAUUACAUUGACAAGAAUUUCAUUGAAGACGAUUCGGAAAGACACGGAGCUCAACGACUUCACCAGUUGUUCAAUCAAGAAAAUGAAGAGAACCUCGAAGAAUACUAUAAGAACCGGUACCAGACUAAUUUUAGCGGACAGUAUGUAGAUGAGGAUGAUAUUCCCGAUCAUAUUAAACAACAAGGACUUCUGCCAGGUGUCAAAGACCCAAAUUUGUGGAUGGUAAAAUGUCGUAUUGGAGAAGAGAAGGCUACAGCUAUACAAAUGAUGAGAAAAUAUAUGGCGUACCAGUACAAGGAUGAGCCGCUGCAAAUCAAGUCUGUCGUCUGCGUAGAGGGCAUCAAGGGAUAUUUGUACGUGGAAUCGUUUAAACAGACUCACGUGAAGCAUGCCAUCCAAGGUGUCGGCAACCUGCGCAUGGGCUAUUACAAGCAGCAGAUGGUCCCAGUUAAAGAGAUGACAGAUGUCUUGCGUGUCGUAAAAGAAAAAGUUGUUUUGAAAGAGCGAGCUUGGGUCCGCAUGAAACGAGGUGUAUAUAAGGAUGAUCUUGCACAAGUUGAUUAUGUUGAUUUGGCCCAGAAUCAAGUAACGAUUAAGUUGAUUCCUCGAAUUGAUUACUCGCGACCGAGAGGAAUAUCAAGAACCUCGGGUGAUGCGGCUGAUAAAAGGAAGAAACGGCGUCGACCAAUCUCAAAGCUCUUUGAUCUGGAAGCUAUCAGGGGCAUAGGAGGGGAAGUGUCCACUGAUGGUGAUUACUACAUGUUUGAAGGAAACAGAUACAGUAGGAAAGGUUUUCUGCAUAAAACAUUUGUCAUGAGUGCUAUUAUGACAGAGGGUGUGAAGCCAACGCUAUCAGAGCUCGAAAAAUUUGAAGACAAACCGGAAAACAUUGACAUGGAAUUGGUGAACACCAAAAGUACUAGUGAUGUCACACACUCCUUUGCAGCCGGAGACAACGUAGAAGUCAUUGAAGGGGAGUUGAUCCACUUGCAGGGAAAAAUCCAGUCAGUAGAAGGCAACACAAUUUUUGUAAUGCCCAAGCAUGAAGACCUGAAGGAUUUAUUAGAGUUUCCUGCUCAUGAGUUAUGUAAACAUUUCAAGAUCGGAGAUCAUGUUAAAGUCGUAGCAGGGCGCUAUGAAGGCGAUACAGGACUGAUCGUACGAGUUGAAGAAAAUAUGGCAAUUUUAUUCUCUGAUCUUACCAUGCAUGAGUUGAAAGUGUUGCCAAGGGAUUUGCAGCUGUGUAACGAGAUGAGCUCAGGAGUUGACUCAAUGGGACAGUUCCAACUCGGUGAUCUUGUUCAGUUAGAUGCACACACAGUCGGUGUAAUUGUACGACUUGAAAGAGAAGGCCUUCAGAUAUUGAGUAUGCAUAACAAGGUCUCGCAUGUUAAACCCCAGGGCGUGACACGCAAGAAAGAGUCUAGAAGCGCUAUUGCAUUGGACGCUGAACAGAACAACAUCCAGUUAAAGGAUAUUGUGAAAGUCAUCGACGGACCGCAUUCUGGACGGCAAGGUGAAAUUCGGCACAUCUACAGAAGUUUUGCAUUCCUACACUCGCGCUUAAUGACUGAAAAUGGCGGAAUCUUUGUUUGUAGAAAUCGGCACAUUGUGUUGGCGGGUGGAUCAAGGCCUAUGGAUAGUAGUCUUAUUACUAGUGGAUAUUCUCCGAUGUCUCCGAGAAUUUCAAGUCCUGCCCACGGAAGUGGACCGCAGCAACAGGCUGGAGGACGAGGCCGAGGGCGUGUCGGCAGAGAUCGUGAUAUGAUUGGGCAGACCGUACGUAUUUGCCAAGGCCCAUUCAAAGGUUAUAUUGGUAUAGUGAAGGAUGCAACUGAGACAACAGCACGUGUUGAGUUACAUUCAAUGUUUAAAACAAUUACUGUAGAUAGAAACCGCUUGAACCCAGUAGGGGGGCAGAAAAGAAGUGGUGCAAGUACGUACUAUGCGAGGACUCCUAUGUAUGGCUCUCAGACGCCUAUGUAUGGAUCAGGAUCCAGGACCCCAAUGUACGGCUCACAAACACCUGUUCAUGAUGGAAGCAGAACACCUCAUUAUGAUUCAUCUCAAACGCCGUUGCAUGAUGGGAGUCAAACACCAGGUAGAUCCGGAGCUUGGGACCCGAACAAUCCAAAUACACCAUCAAGGCAAAGUGACUACGACUAUGGAUUUGAUGAUGCCACGCCUUCGCCGCAGGCUUACAGUUCCAACCCAGCCACCCCAGGUUACGCAUCUGACACACCUCCCAACAGCGGACCGUACACCCCCGCAACUCCUGGUAGUGCGUCUGGUAUCUAUGGAAGCGAAUCAACAUAUUCUCCGUAUCAACCUACAGCUUCUCCCGGUAGCUAUCAACCCAGCCCUGCAGGCAGCUUUAACCAAGCACCGAGCCCUGGUACAUACCAGGGUACGCCAUCACCACAGAGCUACCAUCUGACGUCGCCUGGUAGCUACCAAGCUACUCCGAGUCCAGUUGGCUUUCCUAUGACCCCAGGAGCUCCAUCUCCCAUGGGGUUCAAUCCACAUACCCCUGGGGGUACUAUUGACCCUAACCAGUCUGAAUGGCAAACGACCGACAUUGAAGUGAAGAUACGAGAUACGCAUGAUGAUAAGCAGUUGAUAUUCAAGACAGGAGUAAUUCGCAGUGUUUCGGGUGCUAUGUGUUCUGUGUUCCUACCAGAGGAUGAUAAGAUCGUAAAUAUCCACGCUCAUCAUCUAGAACCAGUAGUACCAACCAAGACAGACAGGGUUAAAGUUAUUCUUGGCGAUGAUCGGGAAAGCACCGGAAUGUUGAUAAACAUUGAUGGGGAGGAUGGCAUUGUCAAGAUGGACCAAGCAGAUCUUAAGAUCUUACAGUUAAGGUUCCUCGGAAAACUGCACGAAAAAUAAAAUCCUGUUAAUAUUUCAUCUGAAAAAAAUGUUGGAAUAGCAGAUAAAACAGGGCACCCUCCAAUUCAAGACGAACUGUAUUUAGAUCCAUUAGGAAGGAACUAUUGGUCUCCUAGCUGAAACGUAUCUUACAGUGGCAGGCCUAAUGGCAAACAUAAUGACAGACCCAAGGGCGUGUUUUUACAAUUACCCUAUAAAGGGUCAUAAGAAUAAGUUUUUUCUGCUCUUGGUAAAAACAUUUGGAUCUGCUUUGGCAUAAUAUCUGAUAUUAUUGAUGAAGAUAAUUAAAUUCUAAGGUAUAUCUGUUAUCUGAAUUCUAAGGUAUAUCUGUUAGGUUUUACUACUUUUCAAAAUUUUGUUGCAUAAACUUUUUACAAUACUUUCUUGUUAUUUUUUCUUUGAAAGCAACAGGACAUGUUCAACCAGAGAUUUUUAAUCCUAUAACUUACUUCUCUACUACUUUUUGUAAGUUGACAAUAACAUUGUUUACGUAACCGAUAAAAUCACAGAAAUAAAAUGGGCGUAUUAUUGAAUAAGCCCUUAAUUCACUGACGGUCAAGUCAGAUGUGAGAAGAAAACAGCAACAACUGACUGAAGUACUGUACUUGUACAUGCAAGAGACACAACUCUUAACCUUUACCCUUUACCCUAUGUCACACAUCAUACUUUUAUUUCCCUUCUAUCAAUUUUUUUUUUUAUUGUUGAUCAUAUAUUUGAAGUUUGCACACCAUAAAUGUUUGGUUUUUAUUGAUGUAGCUACCAAACAUUAUAUAUUACAAGUGUUAAUUAUUAACAGCUUUUGUUUCAAGACUGUAUACUUGCUUGUACUACAUGCAUGUUAUGUGUACUAUUGUUUUCUUUAAUGUUUUUUUAGACUGAGAAGCCAGUCCAGUGGGAAUUUACUGUUCUCAGUAAGGUUCCAGUUGAGCAUUCCAUCUACAAAGAGCUAUCCUCUUGUAGAAAAGAUUUUUUGGUUAAUCAUAAGUUUAAGUAACAUACUCCAAGUAUCUAUAAACACUGUGUUUGGUUACUUGGUUCUUUUGACUUCUGAAGUAAGUGAACAAAAAUGUAAGUAAAAUGUAUGUAAACACACAUAAAAUACAGUAAGUAUUUUUGUCACAAAAUUGCCUUAAGGUGAAAUGACUUGACGAAAAUGAAACCUAAAUUUUCAAGGCCCAAAAGGCAUACAUGAAGGUAUUGAUCUAGAAUUUAUAGAAAAGUAAAAAAAAGUGUGUACUGGAUGUUUUUAUUUGCAUUAAACUUUCGGGAUGUGCGAGUUCUCAUGAUCUCUCACCGUUCAGUCUAA